Messenger RNA from Homo sapiens (human), 4762 nucleotides. It is a transcript of the gene B4GALNT4, whose product is annotated as beta-1,4-N-acetyl-galactosaminyltransferase 4. The record is from RefSeq and is a predicted model, not a curated record. Gene Ontology annotation, molecular function: acetylgalactosaminyltransferase activity; N-acetyl-beta-glucosaminyl-derivative 4-beta-N-acetylgalactosaminyltransferase activity. Gene Ontology annotation, cellular component: Golgi cisterna membrane. The coding region runs from base 1594 to 4437 and encodes 947 amino acids. NCBI's taxonomy places the organism in Eukaryota, Metazoa, Chordata, Mammalia, Primates, Hominidae. The transcript has 20 exons.
CGCGCGCGACCCUCCCAGAGAGGGUCCCUGACUCUGGGAUCUGGCUUGGAUCCGGUAGUGAGGGGCUGACGGUGGGCUCCUGGGGAAGUCUCUGCCCCUAGACCCUGCUGAGGCUUCCAAGAGGCCUUCUCAGGCCUCGCCUCCACCCCCUGCCCGCUUAGCAGGGCCUCAGUUUCCCUGUGUGCUGGGGACCCGGGCCGGGGCUUGCUGAAGUGGCCGGUGCAGCUGGGACGCUUCCCGGCGGGGGCGCCUUCGGUGAACUGUGCCAGUGUUGUGGGGGUCCAUGCGUAGGGAUGGGGCCCAGCUUGGGGAGCCUGGCGUAAACUCUCCCAACCCCAACCCACAAACAAAGCAGAUGGGGUCACGGUGAGCCAGCCGGGGUAGGGCCUCCUGGAGAUGGUGAUCUUUGACAUACACCUUUGGGGGAAAGAGCAUUCCAGACAGGAAGGCGCAGAUGAAAGCCUGGCGGUGGGGUUGGGGGAGAAGGUGGGGCAGAAUGCCCCCUCUGGAGGAGGGAGGUUAGUGCCAUGCCCAGACCAGGAGAGACCCCAGCUGGCUGCCUCUGAGCCUUUUCCAGGGAGCCAGGUGUCCUGAGGGGGCAGAACAAUGAUACUGGCUGGGGACUCCUGGGCCACUCCACCUGCCAAAGCCCCUGUGUUCUCUUCCUGUACCGGGACGCCUGGACCCACACAGGCCAAGGGUCUGGGGCUUGUCCCAACCCACAUACCUCACAGCUUCCACACCCUCAAGAGACCCCCGAUACUGCUGAAUCCCUAAAAAGCCCCACCCCAGCUAUCAGCAGACAGGGCAGGAUCCACAGCUGGCCCAGUGACACAGAACAAAACCAGCCCCCUCUGCAGGCUCCUCUGUGGUUUUCUGAGCAGCGCAGGGGUCUAAGCCCAACCAGGAGGGGGCGGAGGCAUAGGGACCCCUCUUCCAAGGACCCCUUGAGGCUAAGCCAGCUCCGCCCCAGGGCACCUGUACACUUGCUACCUCUGAGGCUAGGGCCAGGACCAGAGGAGCCCAACAGCUGCCCAGGGAGAGGGCGAGUGAGCAGACUGUUCUGUCGGGGGACCUGGGGCCCAAGUCAGGGGAGCCCUGGGGGACCCUUCCCAGAUCUGCCUGUGGACAUCUCUACUGCCUCCCCACAAGCCUGGGCAGGCCAGCUCUGCACCCCAGCCCUCUCCACUUCCUGGACCUCCCUAAGCUGAGGACCUAGACAUCCCCACUGCAGCCCCAGGGGGUUCCACGCCCUGGGAUCUGAGCAUCUGUAGGGAUGCUUCUCUUCACCCCAAUUCUGCCCCUCCUGGUCCUCCUACCCAAGGACACUCAAUCCAGGGCCACCCUCUGCUCCAGGGCCAUGCCUGGGCGUCAGCAUCCAUGCCUGUUCCUCAGUCCAGACUUUGAGAGCUCAAAUCCUUCAGGAGAGACUACAGUCCCUGGCACUAACCCUGAGUUCUCAGUUCUGAUGGUGAGAAGCUGACCAGUGAGACCGACGGCCGGGGGGUCCACGCUGCGCCAUCCACACAGAGGGCUGAGGACUCCAGUGAGAGCCGUGAAGAGGAGCAAGCGCCCGAAGGUCGGGACCUAGACAUGCUGUUUCCUGGGGGGGCUGGGAGGCUGCCACUGAACUUCACCCAUCAGACACCCCCAUGGCGGGAGGAGUACAAGGGGCAGGUGAACCUGCACGUGUUUGAGGACUGGUGUGGGGGCGCCGUGGGCCACCUGAGGAGGAACCUGCACUUCCCGCUGUUCCCUCAUACGCGCACCACCGUGAAGAAGUUGGCCGUGUCCCCCAAGUGGAAGAACUAUGGACUCCGUAUUUUUGGUUUCAUCCACCCGGCGAGGGACGGAGACGUCCAGUUUUCUGUGGCCUCAGACGACAACUCGGAGUUCUGGCUGAGUCUGGACGAGAGCCCUGCUGCUGCCCAGCUUGUGGCCUUUGUGGGCAAGACUGGCUCCGAGUGGACAGCGCCUGGAGAAUUCACCAAGUUCAGCUCCCAGGUGUCCAAGCCCAGGCGGCUCAUGGCCUCCCGGAGGUACUACUUUGAGUUGCUGCACAAGCAGGACGACCGCGGCUCGGACCACGUGGAAGUGGGCUGGCGAGCUUUCCUGCCCGGCCUGAAGUUCGAGGUCAUCAGCUCUGCUCACAUCUCCCUGUACACAGAUGAGUCAGCCUUGAAGAUGGACCACGUGGCGCACGUCCCCCAGUCUCCAGCCAGCCACGUGGGGGGGCGUCCGCCGCAGGAGGAGACCAGCGCAGACAUGCUGCGGCCAGAUCCCAGGGAUACCUUUUUCCUCACUCCACGCAUGGAAUCUUCGAGCCUGGAGAACGUGCUGGAGCCCUGCGCCUACGCCCCCACCUACGUGGUCAAGGACUUCCCGAUCGCCAGAUACCAGGGCCUGCAAUUUGUGUACCUGUCCUUCGUUUAUCCCAACGACUACACUCGCCUCACCCACAUGGAGACGGACAACAAGUGCUUCUACCGCGAGUCUCCGCUGUAUCUGGAGAGGUUUGGGUUCUAUAAAUACAUGAAGAUGGACAAGGAGGAGGGGGAUGAGGAUGAAGAAGACGAGGUGCAGCGCCGAGCCUUCCUCUUCCUCAACCCGGACGACUUCCUGGACGACGAGGACGAGGGGGAGCUGCUCGACAGCCUGGAGCCCACCGAGGCGGCCCCGCCCAGGAGCGGCCCCCAGUCCCCCGCCCCAGCAGCCCCCGCCCAGCCCGGAGCCACCCUCGCCCCGCCGACCCCUCCCCGCCCCCGGGACGGGGGGACCCCCAGGCACUCCCGGGCCCUGAGCUGGGCCGCCAGGGCCGCCCGCCCUUUGCCGCUCUUCUUGGGCCGAGCUCCGCCCCCGCGCCCUGCAGUGGAGCAGCCGCCCCCAAAGGUGUACGUGACCAGGGUGCGGCCGGGACAGCGGGCAUCCCCCCGGGCCCCAGCGCCGCGUGCGCCCUGGCCGCCCUUCCCUGGCGUCUUCCUGCACCCCAGGCCUCUGCCCAGAGUGCAGCUGCGGGCGCCCCCACGCCCACCCCGGCCCCACGGCCGCAGGACCGGCGGCCCCCAGGCCACACAGCCGAGGCCCCCAGCCCGGGCGCAGGCCACCCAAGGGGGCCGGGAGGGCCAGGCGCGCACGCUGGGACCUGCGGCGCCCACAGUGGACUCAAACUUGUCCUCCGAAGCGCGGCCCGUGACCUCCUUCCUGAGCUUGUCCCAGGUGUCCGGGCCGCAGCUGCCCGGGGAGGGCGAAGAGGAGGAGGAAGGGGAGGACGAUGGGGCCCCGGGCGACGAGGCCGCGUCGGAGGACAGCGAGGAGGCCGCGGGCCCGGCGCUCGGACGCUGGCGUGAGGACGCCAUCGACUGGCAGCGCACGUUCAGCGUGGGCGCCGUGGACUUCGAGCUGCUGCGCUCGGACUGGAACGACCUGCGAUGCAACGUUUCGGGGAACCUGCAGCUGCCGGAGGCGGAGGCCGUGGACGUGACCGCUCAGUACAUGGAGCGGCUGAACGCGCGCCACGGCGGGCGCUUCGCGCUUCUGCGCAUCGUGAACGUGGAGAAGCGCCGGGACUCGGCGCGAGGGAGUCGCUUCCUGCUGGAGCUGGAGCUGCAGGAGCGCGGGGGCGGCCGCCUGCGACUGUCCGAGUACGUCUUCCUGCGGCUGCCGGGAGCCCGCGUAGGGGAUGCAGACGGAGAAAGUCCCGAACCCGCUCCCGCCGCCUCCGUGCGCCCCGACGGCCGCCCCGAGCUCUGCCGGCCACUGCGCCUGGCCUGGCGCCAGGACGUGAUGGUUCACUUCAUCGUGCCAGUGAAAAACCAGGCACGGUGGGUGGCACAGUUCCUGGCGGACAUGGCUGCGCUGCACGCGCGCACCGGGGACUCGCGUUUCAGCGUCGUCCUGGUGGAUUUCGAGAGCGAGGAUAUGGACGUGGAGCGGGCCCUGCGCGCCGCGCGCCUGCCCCGGUACCAGUACCUGAGACGAACCGGGAACUUCGAGCGCUCCGCCGGGCUGCAGGCGGGAGUGGACGCGGUAGAGGACGCCAGCAGCAUCGUGUUCCUCUGCGACCUGCACAUCCACUUCCCACCCAACAUCCUGGACGGCAUCCGCAAGCACUGCGUGGAGGGCAGGCUGGCCUUCGCGCCCGUGGUCAUGCGCCUGAGCUGCGGGAGCUCGCCCCGGGACCCCCACGGUUACUGGGAGGUGAACGGCUUUGGCCUUUUUGGGAUCUACAAGUCGGACUUUGACCGGGUUGGAGGAAUGAACACGGAGGAGUUCCGAGACCAGUGGGGGGGUGAAGACUGGGAGCUCCUGGACAGGGUCCUGCAGGCAGGGCUGGAGGUGGAGCGGCUCCGACUGCGGAAUUUCUAUCACCACUACCACUCCAAGAGGGGCAUGUGGAGCGUCCGCAGCAGGAAGGGCUCUCGCACGGGGGCGUCUUGAGGACGGGCAGCCCCUCCCAGCCCCGGUGGGAGUCCCGAGGCAGCUGCUGGGGGCUGGGCUUUGAGCUCGGUCCCGAGAGACCCGGCAGGGCUGGUCAGAGGGGCACAGCCACCGCCUGUGCCUGCCCCUCUCUGGCCCACUGGGCGUCGUGCCCCUCCCCGGAGAGGCAGCCUUCACGGCGGGUCAGGGCCUGGCCUUGGUCCCCACUCUGCGAUGAUUUCUGUGAAAUUUUGCUGUAGCGAUGACAUUGUUUUCAGAAUUUCCAAGAGUUCUGUCUGUUCUGUUUUUUAUUCAGAAUGAAAUGAAAUAUUUUUUUUAGUUCUGA